This is a messenger RNA of Emiliania huxleyi CCMP1516, 2153 nucleotides long. RefSeq lists its product as hypothetical. The record is from RefSeq and is a predicted model, not a curated record. The transcript is spliced from 18 exons. Gene Ontology annotation, molecular function: calcium ion binding; glycerol-3-phosphate dehydrogenase (quinone) activity. Lineage: Eukaryota; Haptophyta; Isochrysidales; Noelaerhabdaceae. Gene Ontology annotation, biological process: glycerol-3-phosphate metabolic process. The coding region runs from base 1 to 1845 and encodes 614 amino acids. Gene Ontology annotation, cellular component: glycerol-3-phosphate dehydrogenase (FAD) complex.
AUGGUGCUGCCGCGGCUAACGCCGCUGCGGGGAGCAGCCGGCCUCGUGGUCGGCGGCGUCGUCGGCUCCGUCCUCCUCAGGAAGCCGGAGGAGAAUGAUUUCGCCGGCACGCCGCUCAAGCGGAAGAUCCAACGUUUUCAGUCGCUCGUCGACAGAGGCCAGGAUCCGCAGAGCCUCCGGAAACGGAGUGAGAUGGUGGCGGCGCUCAAGUCGGGCGAGGAGUUUGACGUCCUGAUCGUCGGCGCGGGCUGCACCGGCGCCGGCGCUGCGCUCGAUGCGGCGACGCGCGGCCUCAAGACGGCGUGCGUCGAGCGGGGCGACUUUGCGAACGAGACGUCGAGCCGCAGCUCAAAGCUGAUCUGGGGCGGCUUCAAGUACCUCCAGGUCUUAGGCCGGUGUGUUGGCAAUGCCAGGACACCGAGCUCGCACAACCUCACAGCGGGAGAGCACUGGCAGGUGGCGUUCGCCGAGCUGCUGGACCGCAAGACGCUCACGGCGCCCGCGCCCGUCUCGUCGCUGCAGAAGUUCAUCUCCGAGUUCCUGAUGGUGUACGAGUGCUGCCAGGAGCGGUCGUGGCUCGCGGGGCAGCAGCCGCAUCUCGUCGAGUACAUCAUGACUAGUGUCACCCUGAUGGCGAGGAUCUCACGCGAGCUGCGCAACUCGCGCGGCGCGACGAUGUACUUUCUGCCGUGGCUGGGCAACACGGUGGUUGGCUCGACCGACAAGAAGUGCGACGCGACCUCCUCGCCGCACGUCACGGAGGACGAGAUCCAGUACCUCGUCAACGAGGCGGAGAUAGCGGGAGAUGCGGCGUCGUGCCUCUCUUCCGACAUCCGCCUCCGCCGCUCCGACGUCAUCUCUGCGUGGCAAGGGCGCCUCCCCUUUUCUGCGGCGGGCCACACGCGCCUCUCUUGCGUGUCCUUCAUCUGCGGCGGAAAGUGGUCCACCUACCGCGCGAUGGCGGAGGAGCUCAUCGACAAGGUGGUCGCCUUCAAGGGCGCUCCGCUCGCCCACGCGAAGCCCUGCGUCUCCAAGGAGAUCAAGCUGCUCGGCGGCGAUGGCUUCCACUCGCUGCUGCACGUGCAGCUCGUGCAGGCGUACAACGUCUCCACAGAGGUUGCCAAGCACCUCUGCCAUGCCUACGGCACCGCAGCUUUCCACGUCUGCGAGCUAGCGCAGCCAUCCUUGUCGGGCGCGCGGCUGCAGCGCACCGUCUCGCGCGCGGGCGUGCCGACCGACGGCGGCGGCCACAUGGGCCGCCGCAUCUCGCCCAGCUACCCGUACAUCGAGGCCGAGGUCCUCUACGCGUGCCGGCACGAGCUCGCGGUCAGCGUGAAGGACAUGCUGACGACCCGGAUGCGGCUGGCCUUCCUCAACUCCGAGGCGGCGAAGCAAGCCAUCCCGCGGGUGGCGGCGCUGAUGGCGGAGGAGCUCGGCUGGUCCAGCGCGGAGAAGGCGAGGCAGAUCAAGGUUGCGCAAGAGUACAUCGGCGAGUUCGGCGGGCCCGUCGCCGACAAGCGCGGCGCCACACUCAAGGCGGCCACCUUCACCGACCUGCACGACAUCUUCCUGUCGGUCGACAAGGCGAACGCCGGGUACCUCGACGAGAAGCAGCUCGGAGAGGCGGCCGCCAAGCUGGGCUUCCCCUUCCGCAGCGACGAGCACCGGCGGAUAAAGUUCAAAGAGGCGGACCGCUCGGAGAACGGCAAGCUCUCCGAGGCCGAGUUCAUCGAGUGGUGGAACGGGCGCAAUUCGGAGAAGAGCCGGCUCGCCCUCCACAAGACGGUCAUGCUCGACGCGGCGAGCGAGGUCGCCAUCGACAAGUCAAACGCGUCGGCAAAGUGAGCGGGCUCGCCUCGCCGACCACCCACCGAGCGCCGCGCCGGCACCGCAGCUCGGGCGCAGCACGCGUGCACUCGCACUCUGUCGCAAGCCGGUGCGGCGGAACCGCAGCAGGCAAGGCGGCGCACCCGCGUCACUUGCGCGCGCUGCUGCGCGCACCGCCCCACGCGCCGGCACCUCUAUUGUCGCGAGCUGCGUCUCUAUUGCGUUGACUAUUCCAUUGUCCGUCUUGGUACCCGCCACGGCCAUCGUGCAUCGACCAGACACGGUGGUCGUACAGUCGGUAAAUCGUCACAUGAAAGGUAUAUACG